Messenger RNA from Boleophthalmus pectinirostris (great blue-spotted mudskipper), 743 nucleotides. RefSeq names its product group XIIB secretory phospholipase A2-like protein. Gene Ontology annotation, molecular function: calcium ion binding; A2-type glycerophospholipase activity. Gene Ontology annotation, cellular component: extracellular region. Lineage: Eukaryota; Metazoa; Chordata; Actinopteri; Gobiiformes; Gobiidae. The transcript is spliced from 4 exons. The record is from RefSeq and is a predicted model, not a curated record. Gene Ontology annotation, biological process: cholesterol homeostasis; triglyceride homeostasis; lipid catabolic process. Bases 63 to 707 code for a protein of 214 amino acids.
AGUAUUCCCUUCUGUGUCAUUUGUGUUUUUAUUACCCUUGUUUCUCUCUAAGCUGCUGCAAGAUGGUGCGGUGGGCUUCUUUUCUGCUGGUUUUGGGUCUUCUCUGCGCCCCUUCCACACUGGGACAGGAGGCAGAGGGACAGGGCACAGACCAGGCAUCAGGACAGGCUGGUGGAGCUGGUGGGGCUGGUGCUGGAGGGGCUGAAGUGGAGAAUGAGGAGUGGGGUUUGAAUUCCAUCAGAGGAAGCUUUGAGGCAGUCAGUGGAUACUUUGACUCAAUGCUGGAGUUUAUGGGUGGAAAAGAUGGGGUCUGCCAAUACCGCUGUCGCUAUGGUAAAGAGCCUAUCCCCCGCCCUGAGUUUAAAAUGCCUGAGCCUGAUGGAUGCUCCUCUUAUUUCUUUGGUCUUCCUGUCCCAGAUGGGAUGGACGUGGGGAUCCCGGCCAUGACUAAAUGCUGUAACCAGUUGGAUAUGUGCUAUGACACCUGCGGCUCAAACAAGUAUCGCUGCGACUCCAAGUUUCGCUGGUGCCUCCAUAGCAUCUGCUCAGACCUCAAGAAGAGCCUGGGAUUUGUGUCCAAAGUCGAAGCAUGUGAGACGGUGGCAGACACUCUGUUCAACACUGUGUGGACUCUUGGUUGCAGACCCUACAUGAACAGCCAAAGGGCAGCGUGCUACUGUCCCGGAGAGGAGAGGGAUGAACUGUGAAUUGACUAAUGGACAAAACAAACCUGUCUGACUGUA